CUUCUAGGUUUGAUAAACUUUUCGCUUCUGCAGAGAGUGGCACAGACAUAUCGAACACAAAGUUCAGACAGUCAUCAUCGAAGCUAUUGACCGUUAAACCCCGUUGUUAAGCUCGAAGAAUGUAAGAGGAAAGUGUGGAAACAACCAGAGAGUGACAAUUGUCUAUUAUGAGAUCUAUGAGUAGGAAUAAGCACUCAUUUGCUAAAUUGUGUUAACCAGAAUUACUUCGGUGUAAAGAAAUCUUCAUGGAUCUUGAAAUAGACCUGCUUGAUGACAUUUUGGCUGACAACGCUACAAAAAACGCUAGGCCUAGUGGCAAGUUUCGACCUAAGGCCAAACCAAAACCAAGAAAGGAAUCAUUUGCUCCAAGUCAAUCCGCUCAGCCUGUUAUUAUUUCAGAACAUGAAAGCAAAAAUGCUUCCGAAAACACUCUAGAUGAUACUAUAAUAAUUCCUCCACUUGAUGAUAAUAAAAAUUCCAAAUCAACAAGCCUUCCAACGGAGCAUCUUCCUGAUAAAGAGAAUGACGGCUCCACAGGUGGCUCACAUUUGGAUGCUUUGUUGAGUGGCAUAACUGGAGACUAUAAUUCUUCCUUCGGAAAUGUGAAAGGAAAGGAAGGCGACACAGGCUCUUUGAUGGAGAACUCAGAUGCUUUUCUUUCUCAAGCAACUACUGUAACUGAGACAGAAACCACCUAUGUUGACUCGUCCAGGAAUGAAGAAGUUAUAUUAGACAGUGCACGUGAUACUUCUGUACAUCAUGGAAUGCAGCGAUUCAAUACUUCCAGUUUUUGCUUAGAUUAUGAACUUCCCGCUUCUCUUGAUACCUUCCAUGAGGAAUUCACUUCAAAUACAGAUGGAUAUUUUCAAGUGGGCAAUACUUCUCCUUUUCUAGAAACUCAAAAUAUUACGACUGAGUUCACUUCUAGGACUGGACGGCACACUGAGAAACUCCAACCCAAGCCUAAACUACAAAAUCAGGAAGAGACACAUUGUUCUACUGUUCAUAAUCCAGAUAAUGUUCCGCCAGUACCUUCUCAAACUGAUAACUUCGAUGAAGGCUCCAUACCUGCAGUCCCUCUUGAUGAUAUGAUUGAUUUCUCAUCCAUGGAGUUUGAUGAUUCUGUUCCUACUGAUCCUGCACCUGAGAUUUCAGGCUUUGUGGUGACUUCACACACUGAAGAACAAAAUAUUGUUCCUGAUCCUUCUGAUAAGGAAAGAGGAAGAACCGACACGGGGUUGGAACAUUCGGUGGAGCACCUAAUACUUUCCACAUCUGGUCUAGAAGAGAAACAUGGUAGAUCAUCUAAGCGCCUCAAAAAAAAGAAACAUGUACAUCAACUUGUCGAUGAGCCUGAGGAACAUGAUCUUGAAACUGGUCAACUUACAGCUGAAUAUCCUAAAGGUUCAGCUGUAACUGAGGAUGACCAUACUGACAAAGAUUAUCUGUUGGAAGAUGAUCGUCCCAAUAAAAAGGUAAGAGGAAAGUCCAAGAAACUUGUUGCUGAGAAAGAAAAAACUGUUCGAAAGCGUAAGAAAGCGAAUGAAGCAUCAAAACAGCCAACCAAAACAUCGAAGAAGAAGUUCUCUCACUCAACUAGGAGACGUGGAAGAUUUGAUAAGGACUGGCUUAAAACCCCCGAGGAUGAGCUUGAAAUCUCUGACUUGCCACUUAAGGAUAUAAUUCUACUUGGGGAGUACAGGGAAUGGAUGGCGAAAAAAAAUCCAGAGACAUCACAAACGCCGCCUGUUACUAAUCACAGCGCUGCCAAGUCUCCUGCCAGAUACUAUGAUGAAGACGAUGAUAGGUUUGCUUCAGAACAUGAACAGGAGUUUAAUGAUGAACAUGAAAAUGUAGCAGUUCAAGAUAAUGGUACCUACUUCAACUAUCAGUCUCACAUGAAGAAAACACCCCGUGGAAAAUGGACAAAACAAGACACUGAGUUGUUCUAUCAGGCUCUGCAGCAGUUUGGAACAGACCUAACUAUGAUAACUCAACUUUUUCCUGGUCGCACUCGUAAUCAAAUAAAAUUGAAAUACAAAAAAGAAGAACGAGAUCACCCUAUGAGACUUCACGAUGCCCUGACCACAAGGUCAAAAGAUCAUUCCCACUUUCAGCUAAUUAUUGAUCAGGUCAAGAAAGCUGUUGCUGAGCGAAAGCAGAUCUCCGAGACAGAUGACUUGGAUAUAUUACCAGAGGAACAGCCCGAAGGGCUUCCUCCUGAAGUGAAUGAGGGUACAAAGUCUGCGGAGGUCGAGGGUCCAGUAGAAGAUGAAGGUCCUGCAGCUACAGGUCCGGUAGAGUCUUCGGACAGUGAUGAUGAUGAAAAGAGAUGGAGUCAGUUCAGAAGUGACCUGUAACUGCCAGCUAUACUCACUGUUUUCUUCUUCAUCUGCUGUUACAAUCCUCUGAUUCUUUAAUAAAUUCUCUGGGAUGCCUUCUUUCAUCCAUACUGAAAUGUACUUUACUGUACACAUGGUCAUGGACAAAUACAAAGCAUCUUAGGCUAAAUGCUAUGUGACGCACCGUUUGUGGCCAGCUGAAUCCAAAUCAUUGUGUCACACGUAUGGUACCUAAAGCAUGUGACCAGGUAUGAUAGGUCCGACGAUACUCGAUUCUUUUUUACCCGACUAGAACUUACCGAAAUCGAUUUGAAUUUGAAUUUAAAUGUAAAAACUUUUUUUGGUCUCUCCCUUGAAUGGGGAAAAAACCCAAUCUUUUCUUGAAUUAAUGAUAUAUUGUAUGUUGUUGUA
Daucus carota subsp. sativus is the source of this 2753-nucleotide messenger RNA. RefSeq lists its product as uncharacterized. Gene Ontology annotation, molecular function: TFIIIC-class transcription factor complex binding. Lineage: Eukaryota; Viridiplantae; Streptophyta; Magnoliopsida; Apiales; Apiaceae. The record is from RefSeq and is a predicted model, not a curated record. The transcript has 15 exons. Bases 246 to 2360 code for a protein of 704 amino acids. Gene Ontology annotation, biological process: RNA polymerase III preinitiation complex assembly. Gene Ontology annotation, cellular component: transcription factor TFIIIB complex.